This is a messenger RNA of Vitrella brassicaformis, 8739 nucleotides long. The record is from the annotation of a GenBank genome assembly. NCBI's taxonomy places the organism in Eukaryota, Vitrellaceae.
CAAAAAUUACACAAACACUAAUAGACUGGCCUACUAAAGGAAUCACGUGUGCGUGCCGUGCAUGGCCAAACCACACACGCCAGGAAGACCAAGGACGUACGUACGCCGGCAACUAAGGGAGCCGCAAAAAACGAAUGUGACAAAACAGACAGGCCGCACGGACAUAUCCGCGCACCAGCAUCCACAAAAGCACGUAUACACACAUGCAGCCACUCAGUCAUCGGGGCGACACACGGCCGUUGUUGGCCUGGUGACCCUUGUCCGCUUGCCUUGCCGUCUUGAAGGCGGUGUACACGUCCUUCCAGCCGGGGCCAGCAUUGAUCAGCCGAUCCACAACGAACGCCAUGCUACUCUGCACGUACCACAUGGCCACACGCAGAGCGACAGGGAGAACAGGGAAGCAGAGAGGAUAUGCGAGUCUGACACGGUGUCGCUGGUGCUUGUUUGGAUACCUGGAAGUCGGUGAAUGGUAUGCCUUCGGUGUUGGUGGUGUCGUCGGUGACGGCCUCUUCCUGAAUCGUGUUCAUCAGGUCCACAAAGGAUGACGAAGACGCCCUGUACAGAGAAGACUGGCCGCCCACCUGAGCAUGCACACGCAACAGACAGACAGACAGACAGACAGGCCCGACACUCAAACGAAGGGCAGAUGAACGAGGCCUCGUGCACACCCUGAGUUCCAAGGAGGGCAGGAGGACGAUCCGCUCGUUGCCUGACGUCGGAUCCUAAAUGGUCCGCCGCCUAGCCUUGUGCACCUUAAAUGUCUGGUGCCAGAGGAACUCCACAAAGUCGCAUGGGAUGGCCUGGAUGCCCACUUGCUCGAUGACCUCCUGCAUCGCCUCGCUCGUCAGAUUCAUCACCUCAGAACACCACCGCUUCCGCCGGUCGCUCUCCACACGACGCGCACGCAUAGUUCGUGACGUCAGAGUCUUGGCUACCGUCGACAUGCGAUACCACACCUCCUUCAGCGGAUUGGCCGACCGGCCGGACGCCUCGGUCGGUAUCACCGAGGAUGGCUCGAGGGAUGCGGGCAUUUGGGGGCUCGGUGCUUGUUCCGGUGGCAGGCUGUCAGCAGCUCGCCCGGCUUCUCCUUUCGACGCACUGGGAAGCUGGGGACCCGCCGGCGGUGGCUCUUGCGAUCUCGACUCGUCUGCGAUGAAGGUCGGAAACGGGCGAAGAGCAUCCUCUGGCAGCCGCUGCUCGGGCUCGUAGACGCUCGCCGCGUCGUGCUUUCUCAAAUCGUUGUAGCCCUCAGCUCCAGACGAUCCCUCUAGUAGUGCGGCUGGUGCGCUGUGUGACGUCAUCGGGACUGGAAGGGGCAGCGAAGAGGCAGGCAUCGCUGCAUCGACGAUGUAGCUGCACGAUCGCUUGCCCGGCUGACGUGAGGAAGAUGUGCUUGAUGGCGUGGCUGCUGCCCUCCCCUUGGCCCCGCCAUCGCUGGUCUUAAGGCAUAUCGUCAGCUGACUGCCGUCUGCGUCGAGCCGCACUACUGGGACUCGUGCCCGCCUCCUGUCCUCAAGGUAUCCGAGCAUGAAGGCAACCCGACGCAUCGCCGCGAAGAGGAUGCCGUCCUUCUUCUGUUCCACCCCUGGUUCAUCUGGAAGAUCCUGAAGCAGAAUGGACGUCAUCAGGAAACCUAUGCACACACACAUAGACGCAGGCACGCGUGACCGACCGGACGCCCUCAAUCAACAGUGGUGGUUGUCUGGCUGGUGUGGCUGGCUCACCAAUAGAGUGGUGUAUAGUGUGAUAAAUGAGAGCGAUGAUGUGGCAGACAUUGAUCAGCACGAUGACGCCUGUCAGCACGUAUCCCAGCCCCAGCUGCACCUCCUGGCUGACAGUCGGGUGGGCGGCUGUCGACGCCAGCAGCAUCAGACACCACAGUGAGACGUUCCAAAUCAGCAAACCUGAAAUCAAUCGAUCGACAGACCAACAGACUGACGCACCCGACCAUGCAGGCAGUGUGGCCUUGGCGCCUACAUACCUUGCGCCUCCAUGCGAUUGAGAAUAUUGAACGAUCUGCUGUCGAAGGGCCUCACCCACAGCUGCACGAUGAGCGACGAGGCAGCCACGAGCUGCCAACACACCAGCUGGAUCAUCCCAUCACCCAAAGACGCUCCCGCUUCCGCAAUGAUAAGGGUGGCUAUCCGCCGCAGAGCAAAACAGACAUCCCAGUAGAAGAAGGACCGACGGUAGCCGUUGUAGAGAAAUCCCAGGUUCUUGCGCGUCUGCCGCUUGUAGAGCCGCCCCGACCGCUGGUACGAGCACAGAAUGCUCAGUGCCGCGAUGACCGGGCCGAAGGACCACACGCACAGCCCCACGACGGAGACAAUGGUGAAGGUGAGGCGCUGGCCGGUGUAGCAGAGGAUUGAGGGGUCGAGCAGUGAGCGGCGGACGGUUGGAUAGGGCUCCUGGAGGAGUUCGCCGGGGUGCGCUGACAAGGGGAUGGAUGGAAAGUGUCGACAAGGGAGGAUCUCCAGCAGCUGACGCGUCACGGCUGAGACACGACAACGACACAACGGCACAGCACACCACACCGCCAUCUCCUUGCCUCGUCUGUCUGCCUAUCUAUCGCUGCCCAGCUCACUUGGGUGGAUGAACGUGAGGCACACUAUCCACAGCUGGGGCGACACGAAGUACUGCAGCAACUUGUCCCUCGCUCUCCGCCACCUCUCGCUGAGGCUGCCCGAUUGUGACUGCCGCUGGCCAGAACGGUGGGUUUGGGGCUGCUCCUGCUCAUGUGGGUCUGCAACAUCGUCGUCUGUGUGAGGCUUGUUUGUGCCCGGGAAGCACAUCUGGGAGAGGUUGGAGGCCUUGCAAUGAAGAGGCAGAGUUUGCCAUAGACCCCACAGCAGAGUGGCGACGGUCAGCCUGGUAAUGCACAAAUUGACACGAUUUGAGCUGUCGCUGGCUGAUUGAUCGACUGACCAGACGAGCGGGAGUGCAAUCCACGAGGCCCUCCUGGCCAGCAUCACGUCGCUGCCCCGCAUCCCGCCAUCCCUCAGAAGACACUCCCAGCUGAAACAACAACGCCAACAUGCGAGAAAGGCUGGACGGCUGGCCACAGCCUUGCUUACGUGACGUCUGCCGUCGGCACUCCACCUGCAUCAACACACAUAAAGGCAUACAAGACGAUAUAGCCGGUAGCCUGCCUUCACUGGGCCGCGCAUACUUACCGUCCCAUCGGAAGGCCCACCGAAGAAGUUCGAUGCCGUCCGGCGGCAGCAUGCGCGAAGAAUGGAGGCCAAAGAAUGUCAGGGCGCUAACCUGAGUGCACAGUGGCAAACACACGCAUGACAGGCACACGCAGGGGAGUCAGGCAAGCAAAGUGGUCUUAUUUCGCUUGGCUUGAGGUGUCCGACAGGGCGAGUCACUGACCGCUGUGAGGUGGUAGAGACCUGUGUGAGUGACAGAUACACACACACACACACACACACAGAGGUGACAGCUUCGUGUGCUUUCUGAGUCUCUUUCACUGCUGACCGAUCUUAAUCAGCAUCGCAUGGACAUGAGCACGAGGCAGCACACUCGACCUAUACACAGGCACACAACCAACGACUGGAGCCAGGCAGCAGGUCAGUCGGCCGUUUGUGUUGCCGCACCUCUGUGAGAGUGUGGUGGCAAUGAAUAUGACAAUUAAGACGACCACAUACAGGACGACGGCUCCCGUGGUGUUCCACCCGUGGCUGCCGCAUCUCCUGCACAGACCCGACAGUGUCCCCACACUCCGCCAGCCCUUGACGCAGCUCCCGCACAUGGGACCCGUGUGACCAUCCUGAUUGACCGAUCGAACACACACACACACACACACGCACGGGCGCAUCACACUAGCAAGUGGUUGUCCGUCGCGCCAUAUCGCCGUCUCGUCUUGCCUUGCAUUUGUUGAGCUUUGUGACGGUCUGCGUGGCUGCGUCCCAGUCCGAGCCCUCACAGGCCUCCGGAACAGGACACCGCACCAACACAGGCCGAGAAGUCACGUGUGCAUCAUAUCUGAACGAAUCACAGCAGCACAGGUGUCGACAUAGAGUGUGAUGUGCACACACACAUACUUACGUUGAUAUCGGCACCGGCAGCCGUCGGUAGGUGACGUUCGUCUCAGGGUCCACCCACACGGGCGGCAGAGCGAGCUCUUCUGCAACAGCUUCACCGCCACCCGCCCCCCUGAGCGGCGCUCUACGCCGCUCAGGCGUCACAUUUGCUGCACUGACUUCAAGCUCCGUUGUGUAUGCCGACAGAGGGAUGCCGCGCACAAGACCGAGUCGCCCCAAAGGCAGAGAUCGAUUGCUGCUGUUGUCGGCCUCCACUCUGACGACGGCGCCAUGCCGGUUGCAGAAACUUUUUAAGGGAGCCUCUGUCGACUUGGCCGCCAGCACGGGCACGAGCAGGGGCACAUCCAUGUCCAGCUCGUACCAGCUCGGCUGCACGAGAAAUGGACGCUGAGAGUCUGUGAGCUCCAUGCCCUCGGAGCUGCUGCCACGUGUGUCGCAGAGGCUUGAGCUAUCCGUAUGUGGCAUCCGUUUCAGGCUCUCCUCUGGAAGUAGAAAACACUCUUUUGUACAUGAUCGCUGUGAACGAAACAAAUGAAAGAUCGAACAAAACAAGUAAAAGAUCAUCAGAACUGAUGGCUGCUCAUGUCUCUCAUUGUUGUUCCGCGUACAUUGCGUAUAGUUCUUCGCAAUAACAGCCCUGUCGUGAUGUGCUCGCAAUCGGUGAGGUUGAGUGGAGACCAGGACAGCGUAUGCAUGGAACAGUAUCGCCCUGAACUGCCUUGUAGGUGCCUGAAUGUGAUAGCAGAAUCAAACGUGUCAUUGGAGCUUGCCCGCUUACCUGCUGGACACGGGCUGCAUCUGUUGCCUUUGAAUUCAUAGCCUCGAUCACACGCUGAGCAGGCUGUGCCAUUUAUUGCAACUGCAAACCUCAAAUCACGCAGAGAAUGCCGUUGAUAGAGGAUUGAUAGGGAAUCAGAGAUUUUUCGAUAUUUACCUCGGCCAAGGGGGCAUUUCUGACAUUUCUGAAUGCCCUGAGCAUGUAUCGUCACUGAACAAACAGAAACACCCACACUCAUACAGGGAUGCGUGAACUGAGAGAGAUUGGCUAUUUGGCAGCAGUGCUCACCCUGGCCAGGCGGGCAUUGAGUGCAGUUCAGCCUUCUCCCCUCCCAUCCAUCCUUGCAGCGACACAAUGCAUCAACAUUUACUGUUACAUCCGCCUGGCCAUAAAAGUCAAGACGGAGCGAGAGGAAAAUCUGAUUCAUUCCUUUCUUCUUACAUAUACUUUGACUCCCAAGGCAUUUGUACAUAUGUCCGUGCACUCGACGGCCGGAUGGACCUCCCAUACAAAGUCCUCCCAAUAGUGGUCUGUAUGAUUCCUACGCCACUCGCUAUACGGGAGAUAAUCUAUGAAUACAAACACACAUUCACCAUUCAUCACAGCCACCUAACGUAUAAUGGCUCUAAAUUUUCCUACCGUCAUGAUCGGCAACAAGCUGGGCAGCAAGCUGAAACGAAUUUUCUCGCGCUUCCCUGUGAGCUGAGCACGAUUUGCUGCUGUGCGGCAGUAUCUGCGAAAGAAAAUGCAUUAAACAUUGAACAGAUAACUUUCUGAAUCCUCCACGCACCUGAAGCCUCAGCUUUCUGUUGUGAAGAAGAUAAAGAUACCUCAGGGAGGCAGGAGUGGAGUGCCUAAACAGAACCAUACCAUGCAAGUUAAGGCACAUUGCAUACAGAGACUUGAGACGUGAACGAAGAACAUACCAUCCAUCGCGUAUGUCCUCAAUUUCAUUCACGUUCAGCAGGAGCUCACUUAAUGACUCGAAUCCCUUAUGCGUCCUCAGGUUGAUGUCUGGAUAUAAGUCAUCAAUCGUCAGCGCGUAGUCUAGCUUCUCCACAUCCAUCGACAGAUCAGAAUCGUCAGCCACACUCUCAUUGGCCGACUCCGCAGGCGACCCAUAAUUGUCGCUCACCAUAUCCAUACUUGUAGCGUUCGUUUGCAACCGAUAAGCCGCCAUGAACGAAGCCUUGUAUCGCAUGAAUAAGGGCGUAUUGAGGAGUCCUGUAUCAAAGACCUGUUGCAAGUCGAAAGUCGUCACCGCAUCUGCCGUCAAAGAGCCGUGAAGGCCGUUGACGCGCCCGGUCAGGCGCCGAAGAGACCUUUGCCACUUCCAGGGCAUCAGAAACUCGUCUACAGUCGUAUUGAAGCGGUUUCUGCUCAUCUCAAGCGAGUGGAGUUGUGGCCAGUAAGGAGGCGGAUUGGCUAGGACUUGAGCUACGAAGCGAGCACUCGGACCUGACACCAUAGGUCAUACACCCAUGAAUCAUACUAUUGAUUUAUCGGCUGUACUUGAGACAGCGGGAAGAGCAGAUAAAUGUACUCCCCAUUUGAGUGGCUCCAGACGGUUGCCGGAAAGCCACAGUUCCCUUACUGCAGCAGUCACGCAAUAUUGUGAGUGCAUUAUUGUCUGCAUCAGUGCGUUGAUUGUCUGUAUGAAGCGCGUGCUUUUACAUGUGCUUACGAUUGUCUAGACGUCUCCACCCAGGAGGGAUGCGUGAAAGGAGAUUGUCGGAGAGAAGAAGUACCUCCAGCCUAGAUGCAUUACAGCAAUAUACAUGUCUACGUGCAAGUCACUCAUCGCUGACUUACUUGGACGGUAUACGUCAGUCACCCUCAAAACCAUGAAAGGCAUUACGAUUGAGGUACAGCUUUUUCAGAGAAUCCAUACGGCUCAGCCACGCUGGUAUAACGCCUGCGAGACGAUUAGUAGAUAGAUCAAUAUGCUGGACAUGCCGGAGGCCCUCGAGUGUUGCAGAUAGCUGAUCAACACUGACAGUAGCACACACAAAUAGCGAUCCGUCGCACUCUCUGUUACAGCAACCGACCUUGUUUCUUCAAUGUCGAGUCUGCGCAGUCUCCAGAGUCCAUUUAGAGAAUCAGGAAUAGGACCCUCAAUACCCUAACAACACGGAUGAUGCAUGAACAGCGGGAAUAAGCUAUAGGAUUGUGUCAUGUACCUUGCACUUGUGAAUGACUAAGUCUCGCAGAGAAGUGACGUUGCCGUAGGCGGCCGGGAUGGUGCCCGUGGCAUUCUCACAGUUCUCUAGCCAAAAUCUGUGAAGCUUGGGCAUGUUCUUGAGAGCCGGCAGCGCGCCCGUUAUGGCCGUACUGCUCAUAAGAAACACUUCCAGGGACUCACAAUGGUCGAAAGCAUUUACAAGAGAGCCCGUGAUGCUCUUGCCUGACAGCCUCACUAUCCUCAAAGUGGUGCAUUGAGGGGGAGGGGCGGCCGCAGACAAGUUGGCCUCUUGGCCGUGAAAGAGUGAGCGCACGUUGAAGCCCAAUGGGUUGCGGCUGAGGGAGAGUACCUCCACUGAUUUGCCGAACAUCGUAUGGAAAGAUGGUGGCAGAGUGCCAUUCAACUGGGUGUCAUCCAAAUAGAGGCCGCGUAGGUCCGGCAAAGAGACAAUGGCGUCGGGCAGCGGACCGCUGAGCUGACUCUGUAACAUCACAGCCAGCAAUCAAGAGAGAGCGAGAGAAAUCUAGAGGCUUGGGUAUCCCGCCAGCUGCCUGGUUACCCCCACCUGAUGUAUGUACAGCAGUCUUGGCUGCACCAUCUCGCCGAUCCUCUCAGACAGUCUGCCAUGUACGGGGGCAUCUACCAGCACGACGCCGAGUAGUCCCUUCAGGUCGUAGAGAGAUGAAUGUAGCUUCACACCUCCACGAGGAAAGAUAAGCCGCGUUUGCUGGCCAGGGUCAAGCACCAUGAUGUACCCGUCCACCAUCCCAUCGCCCCCUUCCAUCCAUUCCUCAACCACAUGGCCUCCCAUCCUCGACGGGCCCUCGUGCGUCGUCCGGAAACGAAGGCAUACAAUGAAAGGCAGAUCGCACACGCGGAAACCCGCAGCAGCCGGACGCCCUCUCACCUCGAUGUUCAGUGAGCGAAUGAACUCCCUGAGUGGCCCGCCAGCAUCCUCCUCACACACCAUACAAUCCUCAUAAAUGACACCCACUGUCCCAUUGGUCUCAUUGGCACCAUCCGAUCCCACGAGCACACGCAUCGAUGUUCCGGGCAUCACUCGAUCCUCGGGACCGAACGGCCGAUACUUGCGCAGCAGCUGCAGCUUCAUCAUCGCUGACAUGGCAUGGCCGUCCUGCUGCGGUGAAGUACUGGUCGAGAUGGCGGGAGUGUCGUCUGAGACUCUGAACGGUUCCCCGUAAUCGUGCAGCAUUUUUGAGUCAGCCGAUACGCCAUCAGCUACAUCUCUCGUCAGCCCGUCGGUUGGUUCGGCGACCUGCAGCUGGCGGCUUGCUGCUGCUGCUGAGCGCUGAUGACGCGGCAGCGAGUGCGAUUGAUAGAGAGAGAGCUCAUGAGUGUCGUCAUCGACCUCGUCACGAUAAGACAGAUGAGGCGCCGGAGGAAGUGCAUCGGCCGAGUCCCUCCGCUCCGCUAGCCGCCCAACGAUGAAAGCAGCUGCCAUCCAGGCAGACACGCGACUCCCCUUGCCCCAUAACGGCCCAUGAGUCCCAUUGCAGACACACUCGCAGUGGCAAGGCCUGUCACAUUGAUCUUCCACAGUCGUAUGUCCUCCGUCAGCCGGUCUUCCUCCUUUAACCGGCGAAGCGAGAGCAGGGACGAGUAAUAGAGCAGUACACAAUCUCAACAAGAAGAUCCGCCGCCGUCUUCGAUGCGAGUCACAUCGUGAAUCCAUUUGCUUCACAGCUUGACAAAGUCUGUGGUCUGUGGGGAGG